CUCAAGAACACGAUCUACAACAUGCGCCAUAAAGACGACAUCAAGACAGCAGCUGUAGAUCAGAAUCAAAAGACAGCCACAGGACCAUCGAUAAUGUCCGAUAGUUCGUUCCAGCAACAGAUCCAGUCCCUCCAGUCUCAGAUGAAGGAUGGCCUGGUGCUCGGGAGUGGGACGAGUGAUGAGUGCUCGGGUAGUGAGGCCGAUGAACAAAAGUUCCUCAAGAGUCGCAGGGCCAGUAUUGCGUCGUCUGGACACAACAUGACUGAAGAAGAUCUAAAGGAAGAAGAGAGCCGACGAAGAAGGUUCUUGGCUCAGUUUUCUGAUAGACGAGAAGUGAUUGAUGGCCAAGAGAUUGUAGCCGAUGCCAACCGUCAUCUUGAUAGUGACAGCGACAGUAUCUCAUCAAUUUCAUCAAUAUCAUCAACAUCAACAUCAACAGCAUAAACACAACUGACUCUACACCAUCACCUUUUAUUUAUCUCUUUUUUUUUAUAUUUUCUAAACACAAUGUAUAUGAACACAUUCAUACCCACCCUUUUUGCUUUAUUUUAUUAUUCAUAUAUAUAUAUAUAUAUAUAUAUUUAACAAUC
Phycomyces blakesleeanus NRRL 1555(-) is the source of this 590-nucleotide messenger RNA. RefSeq lists its product as hypothetical. The record is from RefSeq and is a predicted model, not a curated record. NCBI's taxonomy places the organism in Eukaryota, Fungi, Mucoromycota, Mucoromycetes, Mucorales, Phycomycetaceae. Bases 22 to 444 code for a protein of 140 amino acids. The transcript has a single exon.